Molecule: messenger RNA, 2177 nt
Organism: Dicentrarchus labrax (European seabass)
Lineage: Eukaryota; Metazoa; Chordata; Actinopteri; Moronidae
Product: angiopoietin-related protein 3-like
Exons: 7
Coding region: 95-1540 (481 amino acids)
Biological process (GO): phospholipid homeostasis; cholesterol homeostasis; triglyceride homeostasis
Source: RefSeq, a predicted model, not a curated record
GUGGCUCUUCGUCCAGUCACACCGGAGAGAGAGGGCUGCCAGUUGUUCCUCUUACAUCACUGACACACAGCUGGAGAAGCAGCACGGCAACAACAUGAGAAUUACACUAAUUCCCCUCUUGUUUCUCCUGGCUGCUGCCUGUGUCCCUGCCCUCUGUGGCAAAGAGGAGCAGCCUGUCCUCCAGCCCGAGGCCCCAGUUGAAACCCGUUCCCGCUUUGCUGCUCUGGAUGAUGUGCGCCUCCUGGCCAAUGGCCUCCUCCAGCUGGGUCAGAGUCUGCGGGAGUUUGUGCAGAAGACGAAGGGACAGAUAAAUGACAUCUUCCAGAAGCUCAACAUUUUUGACCGCUCAUUUUACCAACUGUCAGUGCUCGCCAGUGAAAUUAAAGAGGAAGAAGAGGAACUGAAAAAGACCACUGUGGUACUGAAGGCCAACAACGAAGAGAUCAAGGGCCUGUCUGCUGAGAUCAACUCCAAAGUGGACAGCAUCCUGCAGGAGAAGGGCCGCCUGCAGAACAAGGUGGAAGGCCUGGAGGAGAAGCUGAGCAGUCUGUCACACGGCCUGGUGAUAAGCGAACAGGUGGCAGAGGUCAAUGGCCUUAGGGAGGUGAUCAACACCCAGGAGCAGAGCAUCACAGAGCUCCUGAAGGCUGUGAGGGAGCAGAGUGACCAGCUCAACCACCAGAGGGUUAAGAUCAAGAUUCUGGAGGAAAAGCUCACAGCCAACACAUUGACCCAAGAGACCAUUGAAAGGAUGCCUGAAAUCUUCAACAGUGAAGCACCAACACUCACACCUUAUCUAACCUCAAGCUCCAUCAGCACCACCGAAAAAAUGAAUCUGCCAUCAGACUGUAGUGAGCUAUUCAACAGAGGGGAACAAGUCAGCGGUGUCUAUGCCAUCAGACCCAACGGAACGGAGCCCUUCAUGGCCUUUUGUGACAUGAGAAAAGACCAUGGAGCAACAGUCAUCCAGCGAAGGAGGGAUGGUUCAGUGAAUUUUGAUCAAAUCUGGGAGAAGUAUGAAAAUGGGUUUGGAGAUUUUCAAGGGGAGUUUUGGCUGGGUCUCAGAAAAAUCCACUCUCUAGCCGCUCAGGGCAACUCUGUCCUUCACAUACAGCUGGAAGACUGGAGACAGGUCAGACACUUCAUCAAAUACAGAUUUUACCUUAAUGGUCCAGACAGCAAUUACACCAUUCACCUCACACAUCUGUCUGGAGAUUUGCCGGACCCCAUGAUCAACCACACAGGCAUGAUGUUCUCCACUAAGGACAGGGAUAAUGACAACCACCCAGACUCCAACUGUGCCCACAACUACACAGGUGGAUGGUGGUUCAACGCCUGCGGAGAUGCCAACCUGAAUGGGAGAUAUUUCCACAUGAGACCUAAGGGGCGUUCAGAGCGUAGAAGAGGGAUUCAAUGGAGGCCAGGCCAUAAGGCUUCGUACUCCCUUAAACUCACCCAGAUCUCUGUCCAGCCUGUGGCUUCCCCCAGCACCACCUCCUCCACCUCUUCAGCUUCCUCUGAGACAGGUGUCUUACAGUGAUCCAGUACCAACAUUCUUGAGGAAAAAUACUGCAUUAAACAGUAGCCUAUUCAGGAGAGCCUUGGCAAUGCUUCAUGUGGGCAGGCAUGGUUUAAGAAGGCUUGGGCAGAGAAGAAGAUGUUUCUUCCAAGUGUCAAAUGCUGUUGUGUCCUAAACAAAGAAAGCCAAAAGAAUGUAUUACUGUCUGUGCCAGUAUACUCUCUAAUGUAAUAGAACACUUUUAAAUGCAGUUAGAAGUAAGUAUAAACUCUAUGUACGUUCACUGUGUCUCAGAGGUCAGAGGUUAUGGAGAAAAAAUUAAAACAUACAGCCAUAUAUGAGCAGUUUUUAUGUUGGGUCACAUUGACUCUCAGUAAACAGCAGAUCACCACAGAUAUCUAAGGGCUACCUGAGUAGACAUUGCUUGAUUUUGAGGGUUCAAAAGGCAAUAAAAGUUGGGAACCACUGCUGCAGAUAACACUCAUCUUUACUUUAUACUUUAUUUUUGAUACAUUUGCUGUGUUUUAUCAAAUUAAAUAAAUGAAAGUUUGAUGGUGACUUUAUAUAAUGCUAGUGUUCAUUAAGGUGUGGAUAUCUGUAACUGAAAAUAUCAACACCCUGUUUUUUUCCUGAUUAAACCCUAACCGACCAAGACUAA